Messenger RNA from Lycium barbarum (goji berry), 1516 nucleotides. RefSeq names its product acetyl-CoA-benzylalcohol acetyltransferase-like. The record is from RefSeq and is a predicted model, not a curated record. The coding region runs from base 105 to 1436 and encodes 443 amino acids. The transcript has a single exon. Lineage: Eukaryota; Viridiplantae; Streptophyta; Magnoliopsida; Solanales; Solanaceae.
AUUAGCAGAAUGAUCCCUAUAUAAAGGGAAAGCAUAACCUUCUUAGUUAUAUUAAUAAAGUCCUUUCAUUGUGUUUCCCUUACCACAACUUGAGUACAUCAGACAUGAAGGAUCAAAUGCAAGUUAAAAUCUUGUCCAAAAGCCUCAUAAAACCAUCAUCACCAACGCCAGACCACCUUCAAGAUUACAAGUUAUCUUUCUUUGAUCAAGUGGCUGAUAAAGCACACAUGCCUCUUGUUCUUUUCUAUCCUCAUUGUAAUAACAACUCGAAAAAUGAAGAGCUUGAAGAAUCCUUGUCAAGGGUUUUAACCCAUGUUUACCCUUUAGCGGGUCGAUUCGCAGAAGAUGAAUCCUCAGUUCUGUGUCUCGACCAAGGUGUAACUUACAUAAAAGCAACGGUCAAUUGUCAUCUUGACGAUUUCCUCGAGCGAGCACACAAAGACCUUGACCUAGCAUUACCAUUUUGGCCUCAUGGCAUUAUGGAAGUGGACGACACGAAUAUAUUCGUCACACCACUUAUGGUUGUGCAAGUCACAACGUUCGAAUGUGGUGGCCUAGCUCUAUCUAUUAGCACUUCACAUCCUGCUAUGGACGGAUUCACGGCUUUCACAUUCAUUUACGAAUGGGUCAAAGUGUGCAAAUUUGGGACUCCUUGUAAGGAGAUUAACUUCAUGAGCUUCAAUUUGGGAACUCUUUUCCCUGCCAAAGAUUUAACCGCCAUUCUUGAUGAUCCUGUUGACGAAGGCAAACGUACAAAAUCUAAGUUGAUUGCAAGGAAAUUUGUAUUCGACGAAGUUGCAAUAUCAAAGCUCAGAAAGAAAUUUGAUACGGAAGCUUUGAGUUUCAAACCUUCACGAGUUGAGAUGAUAACAACACUUCUAUGGAGGUCUCUAAUCCGUGCAGCUGGAGCUGGAAAUCCGCAUUUGAAACGGUCUAUAAUGGCCUUUCCAUUUAGCUUGCGCGGUAAGGUUGCAGCUUUUCCUCAUGCUACGAACUCUUUUGGAAAUUUUAUCAUCGAAAUUCCCAUAAGAUUUGAACAUGAUGACGAGACAAAGAUGGAGUCGUUGCAUCACAUUGUAAAACUGAUAAGAGACUCAGUUCAAGAGACUGCUAGUAACUGUGUCAAUGCUACUCCAGAUGAGAUAGUUUCUGUGGUUGUCAACUUAUACAAGGAUAGCUAUGCUGGAUCAGAAUGGGGAGGCAAUAGCGAAGUUGUGCAUUUUACAUGCUCAAGUUUGUGCAGGUUUCCCAUGCAGAAAGCUGAUUUUGGUUGGGGAAAACCAAGUUUAAUGCACUUUGGCUCAAGGCAUAGUCAAAUCUUUUGGUUGUAUGAUACAGAAGAUGAGACUGGCAUUGCAGUGCAAGUGGAUUUGCAGGAAACGUACAUGAACUCCUUUGUCGGUGACCAGGAUAUCAUGGAUUUUGCUAAAUUUUAGGCUUUAAUUAAUUUCUUCGUCCUUUCAUUUGUAGUCCCUUUUCUGAAUUUUCUAACAAAGUAAGCCAUUAUUUCAGUCAA